AUGCAGAUUCACAUACCAGAAGGAUCCCAAGAUCAACGCGAAGAUGACCUGGCUGCUAUCCAGCAGAACUGGGGUCUCACGCCUACCGAAACGUACUUAGCGGUCCCAGACGGACUGCGGCCAUACUUUUUGCCCUCGGCCUGGCCACCGCAGCUCGUCGAGGCUCUCCGUCGUCUCUCUGAGCUCACUGUCGACCAGAAAGAGAGAGCGCACACACUCCUCGAAACGUAUUUCCGCGCCAGGAUCAGGACGGGCCUUGACAAAGGCCAGCAGACGAGCAUAUAUGCCGCGCUCGAAGUAGUGGACGUCGAGGAUGCGAUACGCAGUCUCGAAUGCAUGAUCAGGGGCCAGGCUCUCGAGGGUUAUAAUAGACCCAGUUCGACGCCGUCCACUCCCUCUACCACAACGGCGACACUGGAUCUCUUCGGUAGCCCGGUAACGAAGCGAAAAUUCAGUAUCAGAGAUGAGCAAGCAGAGGAGCCGGAAUCCCGUCCUGCGCAGAUUCGCCGCCUGUCCCAGGAUACCAGUUUCGAAGAGGAGCCGACCUCCGCCGCAUCGCAGCCCAGCGUCCACAAUCAUAACGACACGUCAGAGGCCGAGUGGCCCGCUUGGCUCUCCGAUCAUCCGAUCGCAACAGAAGAGGAGCUUCGCAUGCUUGCUCGCGACUCCAUCAAGCCGGAGCCUCUCCACCUUGGAUUAAGUCCCGGCAGCGCACCUCCUCCCUAUUCCCCGCCCACGCAAACGAGCAUCUCAAAGCCCUCCUGGAUCCCGCUCCUCCAGACCUCCAGACCCUCGGCAAGCGCACCGGCCCUGCACUCACCCUCCCGCUUCCCCCCUCGCAGUCCCAUAUCUGCGCUUCUCACGACGCCAAAAUCUCCCGUGCACUCACCAGCACGUCUCCCGCCGGUAUCGGCGCUUAUCCAAGAAACUCAGUGGCCGAGGGAAUGCCCGUCUCACUGGAAUGCGCAUCCCGUAACGUGUCGCGAAGCGGCGCGACUGGACCACCAUGAACUCAAGCUGCAGAAGCUGUUGCUGGAAGAGGCUGAAGCUGCGCUGGAGGUCGCGAAACAGGAGCAUGUGGUUGCGGCGAAGAGGGCGGCGGUGGCGCGCUUGGAGAUAGAGGAGUGUAGUUGGAUCGUAACAAAUUUCAGCGCUAUCCCUACCUCAGAACAGCAUCCAAAAAUAACUGUGGCGCAUGACGUAGAUUCCUAGAAUGUGUUCUUUGUUGCCGCACUGCCAGUGCCCCACGCUGCCUGAUUGCCUGAAUGCUGCCUCUCAGUCGCUCCCUUCCUGACGUUAUUCUCUGCUUCCCUAUCAGCCAGCGCACCUCUUUGUGGAUUCGCUACCUCACAACCCUAUGACCAGAGCGGGUGUGAUGCCCUCCCUGCAGGUUGUGGUGACAUUUCGUGCCGACUUCUUUUACAGUUUUGCAUUAGUGGUAAGCG
Messenger RNA from Trematosphaeria pertusa, 1445 nucleotides. RefSeq lists its product as uncharacterized. The transcript is spliced from 2 exons. Bases 1 to 1212 code for a protein of 403 amino acids. The record is from RefSeq and is a predicted model, not a curated record. NCBI's taxonomy places the organism in Eukaryota, Fungi, Ascomycota, Dothideomycetes, Pleosporales, Trematosphaeriaceae.